CGGAGCUCUUGUUUUUAGUCUCGUCAAUUUUCACUUACAAUUUUCCCGAGAACCAAACUGAACUAGGAGGCGAUAUCCAACGCGAAAUCCCGAGAAAACUGCGCCGAAAAUGGCGGAUUACGACGGAAGGUACGAAGGUAACGGAGAGGACGUGGACAACUACGGCGGCGUUUCCUCUCCCCAACCUCGUGGCGGCAGCCACGGUGGGACCGACGAUUACAGCGACUCAAAAUCCCAGCACGGUUUUCGUGAUCAUGAGAGAGAGUCUUCCAAGAGUAGAGAAAAGGAAAGAGAGAAAGGACGUGAAAAAGAGAGGGACAGGGACAGGGAUCGAGAUAGGGAUAGGGAUCGGGAUCGGGAUCGAGAGAGAGACAAGGACAGGGGGAGAAGCAAAGACAGGGAUAGGGAAAGGGAUCGAGACAGAGACAGGGAUAGAGAAAGGGACCGAGAUAGGGAUCGUGAACGUGAACGUGACCGUGAUCGUCAUCAUAGAGAUCGCCACAGGGACCGCAGUGAUAGGAGGGAACGGGGAAGAGAUAGGGAUGAUGAUGAUGAUUAUUACCGCAGCCGGGACUACGAUAGGCGCAGGGAUUAUGACAAAGACAGGGAGGAUAGGCACAAGCGCAAGUCUAGAUCAUGUUCAAGGGGUAGGUCUGAGCACAGGUCAAGGUCUCGAUCACGCUCAAAGAGCAAAAGGAUUAGCGGUUUUGAUAUGGCUCCUCCUGCUUCUGCAAUGCUAGCUGGUGCAGCUGCUGCUGCUGCUGCAGGUCAGAUUCCUGGGACUACGACUAUGCCUGGAAUGUUUCCAAACAUGUUCCCUUUAGCAACUGGCCAGUUUGGAGCCCUUCCCGUUAUGCCAGUUCAGGCUAUGACUCAACAGGCUACAAGGCAUGCACGGCGGGUGUAUGUUGGAGGACUCCCCCCUACAGCAAAUGAGCAGUCCGUUGCAACAUUUUUUAGUCAAGUUAUGGCGGCAAUUGGAGGAAACACUGCUGGUCCAGGGGAUGCUGUUGUGAAUGUUUAUAUUAACCAUGAAAAGAAGUUUGCCUUUGUGGAGAUGAGAUCUGUUGAGGAGGCUAGUAAUGCAAUGGCCUUGGAUGGGAUUAUUUUUGAGGGAGCCCCCGUUAAGGUGAGGAGACCUAGUGAUUACAAUCCUUCUCUUGCUGCAACUCUUGGUCCGAGCCUACCCAAUCCCAAUUUGAACCUGGCUGCUGUUGGGCUAACACCAGGUUCUGCUGGUGGCCUUGAGGGUCCUGACCGUAUUUUUGUGGGUGGAUUACCAUAUUACUUCACAGAAGCACAGAUCAAGGAGUUGCUAGAGUCCUUUGGCCCACUUCGGGGUUUUGAUCUAGUGAAAGAUAGAGAAACAGGAAACUCAAAAGGUUAUGCUUUUUGUGUUUACCAAGAUCUUUCAGUUACGGACAUAGCUUGUGCAGCUCUGAAUGGAAUUAAAAUGGGUGAUAAGACUCUUACUGUUAGACGUGCUAACCAAGGUGCGAACCAGCCUAAACCUGAGCAAGAGAGUGUAUUGUUGCAUGCACAGCAGCAGAUUGCAUUGCAGAGAUUCAUGCUGUUGCAGCAACCUGGUGCAGCAACAUCCAAGGUCGUAUGUCUCACUCAAGUGGUUUCUGCAGAUGAGCUAAGAGAUGACGAGGAAUAUGAAGACAUAAUGGAAGACAUGAAACAGGAGGGCGAAAAAUUUGGUCCGUUGGUGAGAGUUGUUAUUCCACGACCUAGACCGGACGGUGAACCAAUGCCUGGAGUUGGGAAGGUGUUUCUGGAGUAUGUAGAAGUGGAAGGUGCUUCCAAAGCCCGUGCAGGGUUGAAUGGAAGAAAAUUUGGUGGAAACCAAGUGGUGGCUGUGUUUUAUCCGGAGAACAAAUUCGCUCAAGGGGAAUAUGAUGAUUAGUUGUUUGUCUAUCAUAUAGAUAGAACUCAAAAGACAAUUUUUCUUUUGGUUUUCUUUCCCUCUUUUCGAUCAGUAGAUUUGUGUCAUCUGUAACAUACUAUUGAACUGCAGGAAUUUGUAUUCUAGUUAAUGCAAGUAGCAAAGGCUUUUAGUUGGACAGUCGUUAUCUUUCUCACGUCACUACAUAACUUAAAAAUUAAUGUUCGACAAUAGUUCAUAGUGCUGGGGUUAUAGCAAAACUGUGCUCUGACCAAUUGGUG
Morus notabilis is the source of this 2169-nucleotide messenger RNA. RefSeq names its product splicing factor U2af large subunit A. NCBI's taxonomy places the organism in Eukaryota, Viridiplantae, Streptophyta, Magnoliopsida, Rosales, Moraceae. Gene Ontology annotation, molecular function: pre-mRNA 3'-splice site binding; poly-pyrimidine tract binding. Gene Ontology annotation, biological process: mRNA processing. Gene Ontology annotation, cellular component: nuclear speck; nucleus; commitment complex. The transcript has 13 exons. The coding region runs from base 110 to 1909 and encodes 599 amino acids. The record is from RefSeq and is a predicted model, not a curated record.